CUUUGAAGUGAGACUGUGACGCCAGUACGCUUAUGUCACAUGGCAAAAACUCCGCGGGUUAGAAGUAAAAAUAAACGUAUUAUGAAGUUGUAGUUAGUUCUAAGUGGUGUACUUUGUUUUCUAAUUCAUGUUUGACGAAAAGCAUGCCAAAUUAAAACUUAAACGCAAAAAAACUACUCCCCUACCUCCUGUUACUAGUCGUGAUAAUACAAAUAAAUGGGAAAAACAAAUUCGACUAGAAAAUGAAGUUUCCACAAAGCAGGAACCUGCGGAAAAAAUUUCAGAAAGCACUUCUUCGUGGUUAAACCAAACAGACCUAAGUAAGACUGAAAAGCCAUGGAACUUAGUAUUGAAAGCCACCUGCCUGGAUGUAAACUUGGAACGUUUGGAAAAUGUACCAGAUUUCCCAGCGUUUAAUCAACAGAAUGCAACAAUGGAGAAAUGCAAAACCGAGGAAAAGGUUUUUACCAUUGGAACAAAAGUGAUUGCCUGGAUUCCAUUUCCACCUUUUUGCAAACCUGAGGUUUCUGUAAUACCAGAAGAGAGUUCUCCUACAGAAGGUUGCAAUCCAACUAGUCAAAUAAAAAAUGUGACAAGAAAUGAGAAUUGUAAGAGUCGCACAAAGAACAACCUGCCACCCUUUUCCAAAAAGUCCCUUAGGGCAAAAGACAGAAUUCAGGUGAGUGGAACUGGUCCAGCAGAAACAGAAACCCCCUUUUCAGGAAGCAUUGACAAAAAAUUUAAUUUUGAAAUUUCAGCAAUGGAAAACCAAGAUCACAAGAACUUAAGACAAAUAGUUGGAAUACAUACACACAUAAUUUCAGGUGAUAUUACUGGAAUUACUACUUUGCCUAAUGAUAAAUCUGAAAAGUCUCCAGGCAUUCAUUAUUUUUCUGACCAAAAGUCAAAAGGCAAUAAGGUGAGUCUUGGAACCAGAAGCACAGUAAGAACAUCUUGUAUAGAAAAAGAUGCCAGUGUUGUCCUGGAGCAAGAUAGCCCUGACCAAGUAGAGGGAAAACAAAGUUGUAGCAAUGCUAAGCCUGAAAGAGAACAUUCCAGCAAAGAAGCCAGUACAAAGACUUUGGCCCUGCUAAAUUGUCCUAUGUGUCUCCAGCGGUUUCCUGAAGGGUUUACACAGCUAGAUGUUGACAGCCAUCUUGCAAAAUGUUUGUCUGAAAGCACAGAUGAUGUAAUGUGGUGAAUUAAGAACAGCAUGCGUGCAUGCUAUACAUGAAAUGACUGCAGGAGCACUUGAUCUAAAAUGUGUAAUUUAACUGAUUUACUCAAAAUACUGUUAAAUAAAAACAUGAACGUAG
This is a messenger RNA of Protopterus annectens (West African lungfish), 1316 nucleotides long. It is a transcript of the gene FAAP20, whose product is annotated as FA core complex associated protein 20. The coding region runs from base 128 to 1201 and encodes 357 amino acids. Gene Ontology annotation, molecular function: ubiquitin binding. The record is from RefSeq and is a predicted model, not a curated record. NCBI's taxonomy places the organism in Eukaryota, Metazoa, Chordata, Ceratodontiformes, Protopteridae. The transcript has 4 exons.